This is a messenger RNA of Manacus vitellinus (golden-collared manakin), 1426 nucleotides long. It is a transcript of the gene SNORC, whose product is annotated as secondary ossification center associated regulator of chondrocyte maturation. Gene Ontology annotation, cellular component: cell periphery. The record is from RefSeq and is a predicted model, not a curated record. NCBI's taxonomy places the organism in Eukaryota, Metazoa, Chordata, Aves, Passeriformes, Pipridae. Gene Ontology annotation, biological process: cartilage development.
GACCCUGAGGGUCUCACUCAGCCUCUCAGAGUUCGUCCAUAAUGGACCAGUGGGGAAGAUCUUGUUCUUGGUACUGCAAUGUGCUGGUUUCUGUGUUUGGUACAAAGGGGAGGUGCUGGCAUGUGUGGAUUGUGUGCUCAGGUGACUGCCUUGUCACCUCCUGUGACAAACACAGGGCCUGUUUCUGUAGCAGGAGUUGUUUGGAUCAGUAGGAAUGGGAAAAAUAAGAGCUGUAGCAUUUUACCCGCUGCUGGAUGUAUUUGCGUGCUUUGAGCGCCUCUGCAGACAGAACCUGCUGGGGCUUUGCUCCAGGUUUGACAGAUGAUGUUGAAUUCGAUGCUGGAGGUGUCUGAGGUCUCUUUUGAGCAUGAUUCCCCAGGCAGCUGCCUCACUCCUUGUUUCACUGCAGGGACAGGACUCUGUUCUCUCUGGUUUUGCUGCUUCCCCUCUCAGCCAGGCACUUCUUGCAAAGGUGUGCAGCAAGCAGUGAUUUAAAGGGACACCUAAACUGUGUCUGGCUGCCUGUCAGAGAAAGCCAAAAAGCAGAGAGAUCUCUUAGCAGAAAAAUCUGUAUCUGAAAUUUAACCCCAAAAUACUUGUGUCAUAUUUUCAGAGCAUAAAGUACUGACAUUGGGAGUGUUUGUGUACUUCAUUACUUGAAGGGAAAACAUGAAGUAUUUAAUCCCCAACAGUUUAAAAAAUCCUAAUGGAUUUCUUCUGUGACAGUCAACUGGAGUGUUCCCCUUUUUAUACACUUCAUCCUUCCCCCAGUCUCUGUUGGUGCAAAUGUGAUUUGAAACAAGCCUGUUUUCUGUGCUGUGACCUUCCCACGAGCCCCCAGGCGGGCAGGGCCGAUGGCAGAGCUGGCAGGAGUGAUGUCUGUGCACUUGGGAUCCCAGGAGGAUGCUGGCCCUGCCCUCCAGAGCCGACUCUCCUGCAAGACUUCCCAGCGUUUACUGGGCAGCGAAGACCACCCACGGCUCCCAGUCCAGCUCUAGUUUUAAGGAUUCCUGCCGACGCUGUUCCUGAGGGAAGCCAUGCCCUGCCACAGAGCCCUUCAACUGGUCCUGCUAACACUGUGUGGCAUCCUGGUCCCUGCUGUGCUGGCAGCAGAGUACCCCCAGGGCCCAGUCCCCACCCUGUGGAAUGAGCCGCCCGAGCUGCCCUCCGGAGCCGGUCUCGACGCUGCCACCACCACAGCGCGGCUGUCGGACGCCACCGCCUUCCCCCCGUACACCUCUGAGCUGGAGCCCGAGGACACCACCCACCUGCACCGACUGGACACCGGGGACGGCUCACUGGGGCCCGGAGCUAUCGGUGCCAUCGUCAUCGCUUCCCUCCUGGGGACGUCUGUGCUGGUGGCGUUGGUCAUCAUCACGCUGAGAAAGUUCUCGGCCUCCUGAACUCAAUAAAAGAUUUUUCUGUU